Messenger RNA from Paramecium sonneborni, 935 nucleotides. The record is from the annotation of a GenBank genome assembly. Lineage: Eukaryota; Ciliophora; Oligohymenophorea; Peniculida; Parameciidae.
AUGAAUCUCAUAAAUAGCAUGGUGGAUGUUAAGGAGUAAUAUUUAAUUUUUCUGGUACAAUUUUAAUAACUGAUGAUUGGAAAAAAAAAUAUUUGGAAUUUCUAAAAUGGAAAAAUGGAAUUAUCAAAAUGUUUAGAAGGAGAUGAUACAAAAAUGAAUUGUUAUAUUUUUAGUAAAAAAUAAAAUGCAUUCAUUUGUUCUGAUGAUUCUUCCAUUAGAAUUUGGAAGUAGUAAAAUGAUAAGGAAUGGAUUAAAUCUGAUCGUUAAACAUAGCAUUAAAAUGCCAUUUUGUGUUUGACGUUAAACGAGGAAGAAGAUAUCUUAUUUGCAGGGGGUGCAGAAUUUAUUAUUACAAUAUGGAAAGUAGAUUUUAAUAUGAAUUAACUGACUUAUAUUUAAUCCUUAAAAAGACAUACAUUUUCAGUUUUUGCUUAAAUAAUUCUGAAAAUUAAUUAGUUUCUUGUGGGUAAGAAAUAAUUUUAUGAUAAAAAAAUGAAGAAUAAUUAUGGGAAUUUUGUUAUAUUGUUAACUAAUCAAUCAAUUAAGAUGGCUCUAGGAUCAAAUUUUUAGAUGAUAAUUAAUUUAUUUGGGCAGCUAAUACAUAGGAUAGUGAUAAAAUCCAUGUGUUUGAACUUGAUGAUGGAUAAUUUUAUGAAAAUUAAGAAAAGACUCUUUAAUUAAUAAAAGAUAAUAAGCCUUAUGAUAUCCAUUUCUUUCCAAUAAUAUACAAUAAAUAGAAAAAUGCCAUAUUCUUUAAACAUAAAAGCAAUUUGUAUAUCUUAAGAAAAUAAGAAAAUGGAGAAUUAAAAAUUGUUGAAGUAUUUAAUUUUGGUGGAGUUCAAACUUAAGGUAAUGUUACAUUAAACGGAGAUUAUUUAGUAGAAUGGAAUGAAUAUAAGUAGUGUUUUUCUACAUAUGAAAUAUGUUAUUAAUGA